UGGAGGUUAUGUAGCUCAAUUGUCAACAAAGUUCAUUUUGUUUUGAUUGAUGAAACUGCUCUUGGGACUAAUUAAACCACCUCCAGUCUCAGUUUAACAUUAAAAAUAAAAUGGAAGAUUACUUAAGUGCGUUAAGUUACUUUUGCCGGACGUGCAUGAGGAUUCCGAAAAACCUAAUCCCUUUAUCGGAUGAUCCACAGCUUACUCAUAAAAUAGAAACAAUCUCGUCUGUAACGAUCGAUGAAAACGAUCAGUUACCCAAAAAGAUAUGCGAAGAAUGUUUGAGAAACAUCAACCUUUUUUAUAAUUUUCGUAAAGUUAUCAUUAAUAAUGAUUCGGACUUGAAAUCACGUCUUGCUGCAGUUUUACUUAUGCCGGAGACUAUGCCUACACCUUCCUCGGACGAUGUUAUAGAGGAAACUGUGCAAAUUGUAUCUCCUAUGAUUGUUAGCCGCAAACCAAGAGGUAAAAAAAAACCACGCCAGGUCAGGGAUUUGAACUUUAAGAAUAUAAUCACUUACAAAAAAAAAUCGUAUGAAUGCAAACCGUGUGGUUUUGUUUGUUCUGAGAUCUCAAAAUGGCAAAAUCACAAACGUACAAAUCAUUAUGCCCGUGGAAUUUGUAACAUUUGCGGUAAAUCACUGAGAACAGAUAAUUUAAACAAACAUAUCAAAUCCCAUAUGGAGGAUCCUAUUACCUGCAAAGAUUGUGGUAAAGUAUUCAAAAACUCUGAAUCACUUCGGUCGCAUGCUUUAAUACAUAACGGUCCUGCAUUACUAUGCACUUUAUGUGGAAAAUCCUACAAAUACAGAGGUGAAUACAAUCGCCAUAUGAAAAGACACAGCUUAAAUGGGAAAAAAACGGUUAAAUGUCCAAUGUGUGAUAAACUGUUUCAUGACAGAAAGCAUAUUAAGCGACAUAUACAGGUGCAUACAGGAGAACGGCCACAUAUCUGUGGAUAUUGCCGGAAAGGCUUUUCCAGUUCUUAUGCAUUAAAAACACACAUUCGUCAGCAUACCAAUGAGAAACCAUACAUUUGUGAACACUGUCCUAUGGCAUUCCCUCAAAAGGUGUCUCUAAUGACGCACAUGAAAUCCAAACACACAGAGUGUGAUGGACAGGCUUCGUAGUUUUUGAUUUUGAGAUUAACAUUGCUAUAGUGUAUUAUCUUCAGUAUCAAUGAAAUUAUCUAUUUUCUAUCUACAAUAAAGACUUAAAGUCCUAUGCCUA
Photinus pyralis (common eastern firefly) is the source of this 1230-nucleotide messenger RNA. Its product is annotated as zinc finger protein OZF-like. Gene Ontology annotation, cellular component: nucleus. The coding region runs from base 111 to 1130 and encodes 339 amino acids. NCBI's taxonomy places the organism in Eukaryota, Metazoa, Arthropoda, Insecta, Coleoptera, Lampyridae. Gene Ontology annotation, molecular function: DNA-binding transcription factor activity; RNA polymerase II cis-regulatory region sequence-specific DNA binding; zinc ion binding. Gene Ontology annotation, biological process: regulation of transcription by RNA polymerase II. The transcript is spliced from 3 exons. The record is from RefSeq and is a predicted model, not a curated record.